Haemorhous mexicanus (house finch) is the source of this 1212-nucleotide messenger RNA. RefSeq names its product interferon regulatory factor 9-like. Gene Ontology annotation, biological process: immune system process; regulation of transcription by RNA polymerase II. Gene Ontology annotation, cellular component: nucleus. The transcript has 7 exons. The record is from RefSeq and is a predicted model, not a curated record. Gene Ontology annotation, molecular function: protein binding; DNA-binding transcription factor activity, RNA polymerase II-specific; RNA polymerase II cis-regulatory region sequence-specific DNA binding. NCBI's taxonomy places the organism in Eukaryota, Metazoa, Chordata, Aves, Passeriformes, Fringillidae. The coding region runs from base 162 to 1193 and encodes 343 amino acids.
CCGUCGCGGUGACGUCAAAUCCCGGAAACGGCGCAGCUCGGCUGGUCCGGGGCCACUCUGCUCGCCCGGAGCCCCGGGAUCGCCCCGAGCCGCUGCUCGCCCGGGAUCCCUCAGCUCGCCCCGGGUCCCGCCGCCCGCCCCGCUGUCGCCGCCUUCCCGGGAUGGCGGAGGGCGGCCCGCGGCGGCUGCGGCCGUGGCUGCUGGCGCAGCUGCAGAGCGGGCGGUUCCCGGGCCUGCAGUGGGACGACGCGGCCCGGACGGCGCUCAGGAUCCCCUGGGCCCACGGCGGGCGGAGCGGGGCCCGCGAAGGGGCGGGGGCGGCGCUCUGCAGGGCAUGGGCGGAGUACAAGGGGCGGCUCCGGCCCGGGGACCCCCCCGACCCCGCGGGGUGGAAGACGCGGCUGCGCUGCGCCCUGGCCCGGAGCCCCGAGUUUCGCGCGCUGCCGGGGCGGGGCCGCUCGGAUGGGCCGUGCCCCUACCGCGUGUACCGGGUGCUGCCAGCCCGCGAGCCCAAGCCCCCCAAGGGCCGGCAGAGCCAGAAGGAGGCGGGGCUGAGCCCCACGGAGCCCCUCCCACCGACCCCACCCCCCGAGAGCCAAGAGGGGGCCUCGGAUGAGGAAAAGCCUGCAGUGGCUCCGCCCCCGGAAGUGCUGCCUCUGCGCAUCGAGGUGGAGAGCGCAGAACCCCUCCCCCCUGCAGCCGGGGACGCGGCGUUGCUGCUGCGCCUGCGCAGAGGCCCCGCCCUGGCCUGGCAGGGGGCGCUGCCCCCCGGCGAGUACCUGCUCAGUCCUCCGGGCCGCCAGGGGGCGGCGCCGCCGCCGCUGCCGCGCCUGGUGCUUCCGGUGGGGGCGGGACCUGGGCUACUGCUCAGCAGCGCCCCCCGCGGGCUCUUCCUGCGCAUGCGCCCCGGUGAUGGCCCCGCCCUCGGCGUCGUGAGGGGCCCACACGCGCCGCACGGGCCGCUCCAGCAGGGGGCGCUGCUGCAGCCGUUCGACGCCAAACGCUUCCGUGAGGAGCUGGAGCUGCACCGGGCCGGGCUCGGGCCCCUCCCCCCGCACCGCGUGACGCUGGAGCUCCGCCCCCCCGAGGGAGGGGAGGGGCUGCUGCUGGAGCUGGAACAGGCCUUUGCCCAGCAGCUCCUGGACUCCCUGGGGACCCCCCCGGGCCCCCCCGCGAGCCCCCCGGGCCAAUAAAGGCUGAACUUGGGGGUCA